Anopheles darlingi is the source of this 1863-nucleotide messenger RNA. RefSeq names its product retinaldehyde-binding protein 1-like. The transcript has 2 exons. The record is from RefSeq and is a predicted model, not a curated record. Gene Ontology annotation, cellular component: membrane. Bases 22 to 1008 code for a protein of 328 amino acids. Lineage: Eukaryota; Metazoa; Arthropoda; Insecta; Diptera; Culicidae. Gene Ontology annotation, molecular function: phosphatidylinositol bisphosphate binding.
GCUUUGAUCAGGUACCACAUCAUGUCCAAUACUAGCAAUCGUUUCUCGGUGGAGAAGCGCCCGGAAAGUUACGACAAGUACGAGUUCACGUUACCGGAGCUGUACCGGAAGCUGGCGAAGGAGGAGCUUCGCGAGGACGAUGAGAUUCGGGAGCAGUCGUUGGAGCAGAUGAGGGAAUGGAUCGCCAAACAUCGGUACAUCCGCAAGUGCCGCACGGAUUCGUCGUUUCUGUUGCGGUUCCUGCGCUUCCGGAAGUACUCGGUACCGAUGGCGUGCGAAGCUCUGGAACGCUAUCUGGCGAUGAGGGAAACGUUUCCCCAGUGGUUCAAGAAUCUGGACUGUAACGAGCCAGCGCUGCGGCAGAUGCUGGAGGAUGGUGUGUUCGUGCGUCUCGGUACCGACGAAACCGGGCGAAUGGUGAUCCACUUUCGGUUCGCGCAGUUUAAUGUCGAAAAGUUUAACGCCGUGCAGGAGGGACGGUUUACCGCGCUCUUGAUCGAGUCGUUGCUGGAAUGGGAGGAGAUGCAAAUUGGUGGCGUGCGUGUAGUGGUCGAUUUUAGGGGAUCUGUUAUGAAGCACUUCGGCAUUUGGGGUGUGUCGGAUAUGAAGAUCUUCAUGGACGCGGUCAAUCGUUCGUACCCGUUACGGUUGCGCCAGGUGCACGGUGUUAAGUUUCCGAAGUUUGCCGUCCCCAUCGUGAACCUGUUGCUGUCGUUCGCGAGCUCGAAGCUGCGGGAUCGCAUAAUGUGUCAUGAAAGUGUCGAGAGUAUGGCCGAAAACUUUGAUGCAUCGUUGCUUUUGAAGGAGUGUGGCGGGCAUGCCGAUCCCAAGUCGCUGGAAGCCGAUUUUCUAAAACAUGCCGAGGAACGGCGCGACGUGAUACUGGCACUUGACGAAAUGGAAAUAGACGCGCGGCGUUACUCAUCGUUGUGGGCAUCUAGAAGCACCGAGGAGCACGAGGUGGAAGCUGGAGUAGCGGGAAGCUUCCGAAAGUUGGCUGUCGAUUGAUGGAUCCCACAGUUGUGAAGAUUCACACAAACUAACGUGUUGUGAUUCGUUAUUAAAAGACAAUGUGAUUCCUUUUCGGUUCAUAUGUAUCUAUCAAUUCGAUGCUUAAACGAUCGAAAUGUGCCCCUUGCGUGCAUUUAGGCAUUUGAACCUCAUGUUCCACAUUAACCCAUUAUCUCUACAUCCUGGGGUGGUGCGCCCGACCGUGUCAGGCGGUUGCUCGCUGCCCCAGCAAAUCCAGCACGUUUUAAACAAUGAGAUAUCCAGUUCUAUCCAGAUAAUUGCCCAGUACAUCCGCGCUCCUAAGGCGAAAGAUAAUGAAAUCGAUUCUAUCCCUACUUCCAGCCUACUGUGCCCAGUGUAAGGGAUUUGCGUGCUGUCUCCAGGGUAGGCUUUAACCUAAUUCUCUUUUAUGGUCUUUUGUGGUUUUAUUGGAAAUGAAAUUAAAAAUGAAACAUAAAGUCAAUCGGCUAUGCAACUGAGCUCUUAGCGACAGUUGAUAUGCCGUACCUCUAUCGCUCAUCGUUCUUUCUUUGGUUGGCAUUGAUUUUUUGGGUGACCUCCGUGUCGUUAUCGGUCAACCGCUGCAUUCGCCAUUCGACGCCGUACUGGAUUCGUGUAACGUACCAACGUAACAUGGUAGCUGCACCUUAAGCUAUGCUUUUUAUACACGUUCGCGUUACCUUCAAUGUGAAUUUACGAAUUUGUUUAAACAAUCCUUUAUAAACAUUCAAGGGAAAAUAGAUAUGCCGAUGCUCGAAAGUUAAAUAUUAAUCCUGAUUUAUUUCUACAGAGAUGGAAAUUCUAUAGUAAAAAUAUGAAAUAUAUCAUAAGCGAUAAAUUUGGUUUCCGAAU